Molecule: messenger RNA, 762 nt
Organism: Miscanthus lutarioriparius
Lineage: Eukaryota; Viridiplantae; Streptophyta; Magnoliopsida; Poales; Poaceae
Source: the annotation of a GenBank genome assembly
AUGCUGAGCGGGCUCAGCUCCGGCGUGGUGCUGAGCCUGAUCGCCGUGCUGUGGACGGUGGUAUGGCAGAACCUGCAGCUGCAGCAGUUCUUCGCGCGGCACCUGAGCCGGCACGCGCGGCGGCUGGCGGCGAUGGUGGACCCGUACCUGUCGGUGACCAUCGCCGAGUACGAGGGCCGGCGGAUGAAGCGCAGCGACGCGUACGAGGAGGUCAAGGCCUACCUCAGCGACGCCAGCGCCCGCGGCGUGCGCCACCUCCGCGCCGAGGGCGCCAAGGACGCCGACAAGCUCGUGCUCAGCAUGUCGGACGGCGAGGAGGUGGAGGACGAGUUCCAGGGCGCCAAGGUCUUCUGGGAGGCCUACUCCAAGCCGCCGCCGCGCUCGGACGGCGCCGCGGCGUUUUGGGGCGGCGGCGGCGCGCAGGAGGAGCGCCGCUUCUACCGCCUCUACUUCCUGGAGCGCCACCGGUCGCUGGUGCUGGAGACCUACCUCCCGCGCGUCCGCCAGCUGGGCCGCGCCGUCAUGGUGAAGAACCGCCAGCGGAAGCUCUUCACCAACAUCUCCACCAGCCAGUGGAGCCACGUGGCGUUCGAGCACCCCAAGACGUUCGCCACGCUCGCCAUGGACCCCGUCGAGAAGAAGAGGAUCACGGACGACCUCGACAUGUUCAAGAACGGGAAGGACUACUACGCGCGCGUCGGCAAGGCGUGGAAGCGCGGGUACCUCCUGUACGGCCCCGCCGGACAGGGAAGUCGGCCAUGA